GAACUGCAUUACCGGUCCACCGCCAGUCUUGAAACUGACAUGAUAGUCGAUACAGUCAAUAGACGACAAACUUGAGUCAAUAAUUCAUCUUAUUUUAACAUAUAAUCAUAAUAAUAAUUAAAAAAUCUCUAUUCCGUUGUGCAUAAUUGACUCAAAUUCCAAUUUCAAUCUCACCUAUCAAAAACAUUUCAACAUACUGUAACAAACUCAAAUUCCAAUUUCCAUGGAGUCUGAUCCAUCAUCAUCUUCAAACGGUUACCUGUUCAUUCUCAAAGGACUCUCUCUUCUUCCAAUCUGGCAUUACCUCCUCAUCUUCACCACUCUUCUCAUAUGCUUUCUCUACAAUUUCCUCGAAAUCCAUUUCUUCGAAGAUCUCUUCACCGGAUUCUCAGGCUCCCCUGUUGACUUUACCUACAACUCCUCCUCAGAAAUCUACAGCGCCGUUGUUUCAAAGUGCCGGAUUCUUCACGGAAGAUAUUCUGUCACGCCCUGGCUUUCCAGUCCUCAUCUUCAAACGGUUUUUCUCAACUUCUUUGGUAGACCUCCGGUUUUCAGUUACAAAAGACAAUUAUUUACUACUUCUGAUGGUGGAACCCUUGCUUUGGACUGGGUAAUUAACUCUGACGAUUCUAGCAGUGUUGUAAAUAAAGAUGAAUCUACUCCCAUUGCUAUUUUGAUUCCUGGUUUAACAAGUGAUUCUUCAGCUCCUUAUCUAAAGCACCUUGCAUAUCAUACGGCAAAACGCGGAUGGAAAGUUGUUGUUAGUAAUCACCGAGGACUUGGAGGUGUUCCAAUCACGUCUGAUGUUUUCUACAAUUCUGGAUGGACUGAGGAUACUCGCACAGUUGUUAAUUAUCUCCACAAAGAGAAUCCCAAGGCACCUUUGUUUAUGGUUGGAAAUAGUGUUGGAGCUAAUAUUCUGGUAAAAUAUCUUGGUGAGGAAGGUGAGAAUACUCCGGUAGCUGGAGCUGUAGCAAUUUGCUCUCCUUGGGACCUUUUGAUAACUGAUAGAUUUAUAACUCGUGCUCCUGUGCAAAAGUUUUAUGACAAAGCACUAACAGGUGGCCUUCAAGAUUUUGCAAAAUCACACCAGCCUAUAUUUUCUCGGCUUGGUAAUUGGGAAGGGAUAAUGAAGGCAAUUUCUAUUCGAGAUUUUGAUGACCAUGCCACUCGUUUGUUUGCAAAGUAUGAGACUGUUGAUACGUACUAUAGACGCUGCAGCAGUACUCCUUAUGUGAAAUCUGUAGCAAUUCCGCUUCUCUGUAUUAGUGCUCUUGAUGAUCCUGUCUGUACCAAGGAAGCCAUUCCAUGGGACGAAUGCAGGUUAAAUAAAAAUAUUGUGUUGGCCACUGUAAAGCAUGGAGGACAUUUGGCUUUCUUUGAAGGAAUAACUGCGUCUAGCCUGUGGUGGGUAAGAGCUGCUAAUGAAUUUCUUGAUGUACUACACUCUAGCCCUUAUAUGCAUGAACAGAAGCAGGUCUCUAAACCAAAGGCACCAUUAGACUCGUCGAUUGAUCAGAGCCCUUAUAUCAAUGUUACCCAAGAUGGAAUGGUGGCUGCAUUGGACAGUGAACCAACAACAGAAAACCAGAAGAAAAACAAGUAAAACAGGAAAUGCAUCAGCAUCACGACACGGUCCAGAAGAAUACUUUAACAAAUUUGGUGAGUUAGGGACAGUGGCAUUGCACAAAUAAGCAUUACAGCACAAUGCCUCUUGAAUUUUGAUGCGUAGGCUAGUUAUUUCGACCAAAUUGAUGGUCCAUCUGAACACUGAUUAUAUUGCUGUUCCCAUUUACCAUACAUUGGCAUUGAGACAGUACUUGUCCUCUUUCCUCUUUAGUAAAAUUCAUUUCUAAUAAAAAUAUGUUAUUGGCACUGUGCUUAUUACAUUUACAGUUCAAUAACAUACAUAAAUAUGAGCAGAAUUUAAUCAAUAGCACCAAUACUCCUUAUCCAACA
Vicia villosa (hairy vetch) is the source of this 1959-nucleotide messenger RNA. Its product is annotated as embryogenesis-associated protein EMB8-like. The transcript has 13 exons. Gene Ontology annotation, molecular function: monoacylglycerol lipase activity; short-chain carboxylesterase activity. Lineage: Eukaryota; Viridiplantae; Streptophyta; Magnoliopsida; Fabales; Fabaceae. The record is from RefSeq and is a predicted model, not a curated record. Bases 224 to 1606 code for a protein of 460 amino acids.